Messenger RNA from Lineus longissimus, 984 nucleotides. RefSeq names its product beta-1,3-galactosyltransferase 1-like. The transcript has a single exon. Gene Ontology annotation, molecular function: hexosyltransferase activity. The record is from RefSeq and is a predicted model, not a curated record. Lineage: Eukaryota; Metazoa; Nemertea; Pilidiophora; Heteronemertea; Lineidae. Bases 1 to 984 code for a protein of 327 amino acids. Gene Ontology annotation, cellular component: Golgi membrane.
AUGUUACUCUUCACGUGGAACAUGCUGAAACUCUACGCCAAAAUGAAUGCGGGGACCUCAUCAAGAAUAUUACAAAGGAAAGCAAGUUUUCCGAGUGAAACAAAUAUCUCGAUGAACCAACAUGAAGCAAGGUAUAAUGGACAGAACCUGAGAUAUGUUUUGAACAGCCCAGAUCUGUGCAGACGACAUGGCCAGGCUGAUUACGUCACGCUUGUCAUUCUUGUCAUCACGAGUGCACCCUAUUUCAAAGCCAGACAAAACUGGAGAAAUUCUGUUCAGAUUCGAGAACAUAAAAAAGUUCGUGUUUUGUUUGUAGUUGAGAAACCGCAAAAUGAUACCAUUGCGGCCAAGCUGAAGGAAGAACACAGACAAUUUGGUGAUGUCAUUUGUAUGAAUUUCGCAGCAGACAACAAGGUGGCUGAAAGUUUGCGCUGCCUUUCUGGUUUGCGCUGGAUUCAAAACUUCUGCCCACAGACUGGGUAUGUCCUCAUCGCUAGGAUGAAUGCAAUGGUGAUGGUGUCCACCGUUUUAGAAUACUUAGAUAAAUUGCCUCCGAGUGAGAAAGAGACUUUGUAUUCGGGGGUUGUCGUUCACCGAAAUGCUUUGGUAAAGCGGUCUGGACAAUGGGCAGUGACCAAGGAGGAGUGGCCCAAUGGCACCUACCCCGAUUACAUUCAGUACGAUGUCAUCUUCUUGUCUGGGAAGUCCGCAAGCAUCAUGGCAGAUACGUCAAGAAAAACUGAAGUCUUCAAAAUUCCAGACGUUUAUUUCGGAAUUCUAGCCAAGGAGGCGAAAGAUCGGAUUAUUGCUUCAGAAGCAAUUAUUGGCUCAGUUUUACGACAUGAGAAUGUGAAGGACGAAUUUACAGACUUCUGCAAAAUGACAAAGUUUCUUUAUAUCAUUGCUGAUAAUCCUGACCAGGACAUGCAGAAAGGUUGGGAUACACUUAGAGACCGAAAGGAGUUGUUGUGUCAAUAUUCAUAA